GAAUUGUCUUCGGCUUUAUAAGUUAACUCGCAGUUCCACGCAGGAUAAGACAGACAACAGUUACAUUUUGCCCAAGGAAGAAAAAUACAAUUGCGAAAUGUCUGUCACGACAGCUCAACAAAACCGUGGCCAUACUACAAUGCUGGACCCGUCGGAGCAUCUUCGACCAGAGCCGGUAUACGCCGGAAAGCGGCAGAAUGAGUUUCGAAAUUAUGAUGAAGAUUUCGAAGAUCCUAUCAAGGAACGUGUCCGCAAAACCUACGAAGAGAUGCAUACCAAUCAAACCGUCGAGUUCGUGCAAACUCGCAUGAAAGAUUGGCUUCGCUUUAAUAAAUUCAAAAUGACGGUGAAAGAAGCCCUGCUCAAGCUGAACGACCUCGUGGACGAGAGCGAUCCGGACACGAACUUGCCUAAUAUCAUCCACGCGUUCCAAACUGCAGAAUCCAUCCGAAAGGAACAUCCAGACCUAGGCUGGUUCCAUCUUACCGGCUUAAUUCACGAUUUAGGCAAGGUGAUGGCGUUUUACGGAGAACCCCAGUGGGCGGUGGUGGGUGACACAUUCCCCGUCGGUUGUGCCUGGGGCGACUCCAUCGUAUACCGAACGAGGAGCUUUGACAACAAUCCCGAUGGCAAAGACUCUCGUUACAAUACAAAGUACGGUAUGUACAAACCUAAGUGCGGAAUAACCAAUCUGAUGAUGUCAUGGGGCCAUGACGAGUACUUGUACCGUGUACUCGUGCACAACAAAAGCAAAUUACCGAAAGAGGCUUUGGCUAUGAUCCGUUAUCACUCCUUUUACCCCUGGCACGCCGGUGGCGACUACAUACACUUCUGCACCCCGGAAGAUAUGAAAAUGAUGAAAUGGGUUACAGAAUUUAACAAAUUUGAUCUUUAUACUAAAAGCGACGCCGUCCCGGACGUUGAGAAAUUGUGGCCAUACUAUGAGAAACUGAUCGACGAAUACAUCCCCGGCGUAAUCGAGUGGUGAUCUUCGUUUCUAUUACACGUAUUUGUAAAUAGAACACUUAUAUAAAAUUAAAAAUUGAAUUAAACGAAAAUUAUAUUCUUUUGAAUAUAGUUUGAAUCUUAAAACCACAUUAAAAUUAUAUACUCGAGAGAA
Vollenhovia emeryi is the source of this 1120-nucleotide messenger RNA. RefSeq names its product inositol oxygenase (gene Miox). The record is from RefSeq and is a predicted model, not a curated record. Gene Ontology annotation, biological process: inositol catabolic process. Gene Ontology annotation, molecular function: iron ion binding; inositol oxygenase activity. The transcript has 6 exons. Gene Ontology annotation, cellular component: cytoplasm. Bases 98 to 988 code for a protein of 296 amino acids. Lineage: Eukaryota; Metazoa; Arthropoda; Insecta; Hymenoptera; Formicidae.